Molecule: messenger RNA, 216 nt
Organism: Protopolystoma xenopodis
Lineage: Eukaryota; Metazoa; Platyhelminthes; Monogenea; Polystomatidea; Polystomatidae
Source: the annotation of a GenBank genome assembly
AUGCUUAUUUGUGCUGUACUCUGCUUUGCCGGGCCGCGCAAACGUUGUGUCUCUACCUCCAGCAUAGAACAAGGCUGCCAGCAUCAGGAAGGACUCAACAAAGUUGUUUGCAGAGUGGAACCGAUAGCUGAUUGCCUAAUCGUCUGCCUGCCCUACAGACUAGCUACUUGCAUAGCUGGCCUUCCUGACGGCUUGAAAUUGUGUAUGCCUGGCUGA